AUGACAUCUUCUCUAGAAGUGGGUAAUUCCCAGCAGAAAGAUUUACCGCAGAAGGAUGGCAGUGGUAAAGUUACUGAAAUAAGUGCUAUUGACAAUGAAGUUACGUAUUUCGAAAACGUCAAGCAAGGAAGUUCAAAUUCUACAUACUCGCUGGAGUCUGAUCAUCAUGCUGCUUCCAACACAAGAUUUAGAAGGUUUAUAGAUUCAUUCAAGAAGGCAGAAGGUCCUCAACCGGGGUCUCUAGACCAUGAUGUAUUGGCUGGCGAUUCUGAUAUCGAAGGAAAACCUAGAACGGAACCUGAGAAGGAUGAUGAUGCAAGGGAGUUGAAAAAGACUAUUAAGCCAAGACACGUGGUUAUGAUCUCGUUGGGUACUGGUAUUGGUACCGGUAUGCUUGUUGGUAAUGGUACUUCUCUUGCGAAUUCCGGGCCUGCCGGGCUAGUUAUUGGUUAUGCCAUUAUGGGGUCGUGUAUUUAUUGUAUUAUUCAAGCUACUGGUGAAUUGGCUGUUCUUUAUACCAAAUUGACUGGUGGGUUUAACGCUUACCCUUCCAUGUUGAUUGACCCAGCAUUUGGGUUUGCUGUUGCAUGGGUUUAUUGUAUUCAAUGGUUAUGUGUUUGUCCCUUGGAAUUGGUUACUGCCUCGAUGACUAUCAAGUAUUGGACUACGAAAGUGGAUCCUGAUGUGUUUGUUGUUAUCUUUUAUUGUUUGAUCCUGUGUAUCAAUGUUCUUGGUGGUGCAGCUGGUUAUGCAGAGGCAGAAUUUUUCUUUAACUCGUUUAAGAUUCUGAUGUUAACUGGGUUUUUCAUUCUCGGUAUUGUUGUUAUUUGUGGUGGUGCUGGUAAUGAUGGGUACAUUGGGACUAGAUUGUGGCACAACCCUGGUUCUUUCCGAGGUGACAAACCCGUUGAUCGUUUUAAAGGUGUUGUUUCCACUUUGGUUAAUGCUGCGUUUGCCUUUGGUAUGAGUGAAUUUCUUGGUGUUACUGCGAGUGAGCAGUCUAACCCACGUAAGGCUAUCCCUUCGGCAGCCAAGAAGAUGCUUUACAGAAUUAUUUGUAUUUAUUUGGGUAGUGUGACGAUUGUUGGGUUCCUUGUUCCAUAUGAUUCUGACCAGUUGUUGGGGUCGAGUGGUGCUGCUACUAAGGCUUCACCAUACGUGCUGGCCAUUUCGUUGCAUGGUGUGAGAGUUGUACCUCAUUUUAUCAAUGCUGUUAUUUUGUUGUCAGUGUUGUCAGUCGGUAAUUCUGCGUUUUAUUCUAGUUCUCGUCAACUGUUGUCACUUUCGCAAUUGGGGUAUGCACCAUCGUUCUUGAACUAUGUGGAUCGUAACGGUCGUCCUUUGAAGGCUUAUUGUGUUUCAGCACUUGUUGGUGUUAUUGCAUUUUGUGCCACGUCGCCCAAGGAAGACCAAGUGUUUGUGUGGUUGCUAGCUAUUUCAGGUUUGUCUCAAUUGUUUACGUGGUUUUCCAUUUGUUUAUCUCAUUUAAGAUUUAGACGUGCCAUGAGAGUGCAGGGAAGGUCGAUGGGAGAAGUUGGGUUCAAGUCUCAAGUGGGGAUAUACGGUUCGUUGUAUUCCUGUGUGAUGAUGGUGCUGAUAUUGAUUGCGCAGUUCUGGACAGCUCUUGUUCCCGUGGGUGAGGGGAAACCCGAUGUGCAGGCGUUUUUCGAGAAUUAUCUUGCAAUGCCCAUUUUUAUUGUGUUGUACUUUGGGUUCAAGAUCUGGAAGAAGGACUGGAGGUUGUUUAUUCGUGCUGAGGACAUUGAUUUGGUGUCGCACAGAGAGAUAUUCGAUGAAGAGUUGUUGAAGCAGGAAGAUGAGGAAUAUAGGCGUAAGUUGAGAGACGGGCCAAUGUGGAGGAGGGUUUAUGAUUUCUGGUGCUGA
Molecule: messenger RNA, 1884 nt
Organism: Naumovozyma castellii
Lineage: Eukaryota; Fungi; Ascomycota; Saccharomycetes; Saccharomycetales; Saccharomycetaceae
Product: amino acid permease
Exons: 1
Coding region: 1-1884 (627 amino acids)
Source: RefSeq, a predicted model, not a curated record